This is a messenger RNA of Coniosporium apollinis CBS 100218, 1488 nucleotides long. RefSeq lists its product as uncharacterized. Lineage: Eukaryota; Fungi; Ascomycota; Dothideomycetes. Gene Ontology annotation, biological process: transmembrane transport. The record is from RefSeq and is a predicted model, not a curated record. Bases 1 to 1488 code for a protein of 495 amino acids. The transcript has 4 exons. Gene Ontology annotation, molecular function: transmembrane transporter activity. Gene Ontology annotation, cellular component: membrane.
AUGCCUGCCUCCGCCCGCUCGUCCUCCACGUCGCCGUUGCUUCAACCCAGCAAGAACGUGGGAUACAAUCAUGGCAAUGAAGAAACUCUCGAAGCAGAGGUCAGAUCUGGCGCUGGGAUAUCUAACGAGGACUUGGAGCUCGAAAGGCGGAUUCAACUCAAGGCAGAUCUCAGACUCUGCACGAUUGCCGGUAUUCUUUGCAGUUUAAAUCUGCUCGACUCUGGGGUGAUAUCCAGUGCCUCCGUCACGUCGAUGCUUAAGGACCUUGAACUCGAUCAGGGCAACCGCUACUCGGUAUCGAUAUUCAUCUUUACGGUAGCAAGCAUCGUGUUCCAAUUGCCAUCAACGAUUGCGUCCAGAACCUUUGGUCCACGAAUCUGGUUCAGCUUCAUCACCAUCUGCUUUGGCUUGAUCACUCUCUGCACCGCAUUCAUCCAGUCAUGGAGGCAGAUGAUUUGUCUCCGAGUUCUGCUUGGUAUCGCGAUGUCUGGCAUCUAUCCAGGCUUGACGUACCUCAUCAGUACCUGGUACACACGGCAGGAACAGCAAUUGCGGUUUGCUUUUCUGCAGAGCGGCCAAGUCAUCAUUCUCGCCACGGGCAGCAUUGUCAACUUUGGCCUCAAUGGGCUCCAUGAGAGAGGCGGGCUCGAGGGCUGGCGGUGGAUGUUUCUCGUACAGGGUACAAUCACUUGCGUGCUUGGGGUUUUGACCUACUGGUGGAUCGUCGACUUCCCAGAGAAUGCGCACAGAAGCUUUCACUUCCUGAGCAAGGAGGAGGCUGAGAUCGCUGCUGCGCGUAUCCAGAAGGACCGCGGUGAUGUGAAGCCUGACGGCUUUGCCUUGAGGAAAAUUCUUCGUCAUGCGGCUGAUCCAAAAGUAUACGGCUUUUGCCUUAUGUAUUUCCUCUUGAACCUCGUCUCGACAUCUCUCUCAUACUUCCUGCCGAUCAUUCUACAGAAGGGCAUGGGCUUCAGCUCGGACAAGUCAAUCUUGCUUUCUGCGCCACCAUACUACUACGCUGUCAUACCAGUCCUUCUCUCAUCAUGGAUUGGCGACAAGUACCGACUGCGAGGUCCGGUCAUCACGUUCAACUCCAUCUGCCUCAUCGUCGGCUUCUGCAUGCUUGGCUUCAGCGACCAAGUGACGGUCCGCUAUGUCGGCACGUACCUUGCCACUGGGGCAUACAUCGCCAAUUGGGCGGCGCUGGCAGCUUAUCAAGCCAACAAUAUCGCCGGGCAGUGGAAACGCGUCUUCACUGCUGCAGCUGUGACCGCCUGCAACGGUCUUGGCGGCAUUGGUGGCAGCUUCAUCGUCCGAAAGGAUGAAGCGCCUAGAUACAUGACAGCUAUAUGGAUCUCUAUAGGCUCGCACGUUUUGAUGAUCGCAGUCGUGUGUGCCUUUUCCAUUUAUUUUGUGAGGGCCAACAGACGCCAGGCAAAAGGUAAAGUGAUUAUCGAGGAGACAGAAGGCUUCCGCUUUACGUACUGA